Molecule: messenger RNA, 3305 nt
Organism: Anarrhichthys ocellatus (wolf-eel)
Lineage: Eukaryota; Metazoa; Chordata; Actinopteri; Perciformes; Anarhichadidae
Product: LIM domain only protein 7-like
Exons: 4
Coding region: 145-1779 (544 amino acids)
Biological process (GO): regulation of cell adhesion; regulation of signaling
Source: RefSeq, a predicted model, not a curated record
UUGUGUUUGAAGGUGCUGUUUCAUUUCCUCUUUCUUUUCUUAAAAGCAAAGUAACACAAAGUGUUCACACACAAAGUGCUGUGCUUCAAAGUUGACCCUGUCUCCUUUCCCAUCAUGUGGGUGAUUGUGCUGCUGUUGUGUUGAAUGGUCGACGUUGGUUGUGUACCGGUGUUGUCUUUAAUUUUCCUGUGGAGCGGCGACCUCAGUGAAACAAGGCUUUCCUCCGACGGCCGCGGCAACGGCCAGGCAUCCCAGAGCGCCUCGCCAGCGGCUCAUCUGCAGUGGGCCUACGAGUACCAGAGCGGCAGCGACUCGGACGCAGACCGACCGGACCCGGACCUCGUCCUGGAUGACCUGGCCAGCAGACGCUUCCACAGCCCCUCCCCGGCUCUUCCCACCAACUUUGCCGUGCCCGUCAGUCCCCUGGUGGCGGGACGGGCGCCUGGGGCCAGCGGGGGCCCCUGGCCUAAGGUCACUAUGACUCCCAAUGUUGCCCCUCAACAGAAUGUGACCGGCCUCAGCAGCGUCAACAGUGGGGGUGUGCGGCCCCCCCGGCAGGACACCGUGAGGGUGGACCACCGCCGGCCCUUGUCCGCGGACAGCCUGUUCAGAGAGAUUUACGACGACUCCGAGGACGAGGACGACGAGGUGGGCUACGCUGACCCCGUCCAGGAUGACCUCUACUCCCGCAAGAUGGGCGUCAAUCCCCAGCCCGUGGCCAAAGUGCAUGACAAGUUCUUGCCAAAGUUCUGGACGCCCGAAGAAGAUGUUCACAUACAGAAGAUCAAACUGGGCUCUCAGAGGAGACCCUGGUACAAGAAGAUGCAAGGCUUCAGCUAUAAGAAGUCGGGCUCUUCGUCGGACGAUUCCGACUGUGACGUCAGCCCUUGGCUCUCCUCUGCCCGCUCUCCCUCCGGCCCCUCCCCCUCUCACCCCCACACGCACGAGGCCUCGGCUCGCGCCACCCUUGUUGUGGGGAAAAGUCCUCGCUUUCAAGCACACACUCUCCCACAUCUCCCCGAGAUACAGCCCCCCUUGUUAAUGACCCCCCCUCUGGCGUUUGCCCCAGUGGACCCCGCCUCUGGGCCCAGACUGGUCAAAUGUGAGCGGUGGCCCCUCCUGGGGCGCCAAGACCCCUGUGAGCCCCCGGACCCCUUCGAUUAUGAGAGCAUUUCCCCCGACCUGGAGAACGACGACAUGUUCACCAGGCGAACCCUGGCCUUCCAGUCCAACACGGACAUGGCCAUGAUAAAGACCCAGCUGUCGGCCAACCACCGUCCCUACUCGUCAGAGCCGCAGCUCAACAUCGUCACCCAGCGGCACGGCAGCGCCAGCGACGAUGAGAACCACUACCCCGAUAUCGAGCAGGACGACGUGGUCUAUCGCAAGGAGAAAACCCAGCAGGCUCAGCAACAGCGGCCUCUCUCGGGAGCACCGGACAACUACGCCCCCAUGCCCGUCCCGGAGCCGUGGGCUCUGCCUCCCGAUCUCAAGGCCAGACUCCUGUGCCCCCCGUGUCCUCUGACCCGGGAGGCAGCAGCACAUAAACCGAAUCAGGCUGAGGCGCGUCCUAAAACAGAUGACAUGCUCGUCCGGAAACUCUGUUCCGAUCAGAGCCAGAGCUCACAGAGAGACCCGUCGGCCAGUCAGAUGGUGCCCUCAGUGCCGUCCUCCUGCAGCGAAGGCGACCUGCAGAGAAUGCAGGAGAUCAGGGAAGCCAGUCGGCUGAGAUACAAGAAGAGGCUCAUGGUGGAGAGGCUGGCUGCUCUGAAGUUGUAAAGACAGAUCAUGCCUGUUAGUUCCUCCUGACUUUGUAGAGUGUGAAAACUCAUUAGUGCCAUUUCAGAAUUGGAAUAUUUUCUUUCAGAUAGGGAAGCGGUCCAGACUGCAUGUCGAUCCAACUUGUAAGCAACUGGUCUGAAGGCCAUCUCUUCAAGCUCUUCUUUAUGAAAACGAGUAGGUGCCUUCAGCAUUCACUGGGUCUGUCACAUAGACUGCAACGAAGGCACGGCAAGAGCUCUGAACUUUUUCCUGUUUUAAAUGUUUGUUGUUACCUCAAAAUUGAAAGUCUUUUUCCAGUCAAUAAGAAACCGCAGUCAAAGUCCCGAUGACAUUGGUUGUGGUUUUUCUGCAUGAUGGAGGUAUGGUUCAUUUUAUCAUAGCAACACGUGGUAUGUACAUGCUGAGUGGAUGGGGAGACUGUGCAUGGAAACCUACCACUACUGUGUUUUUGAAGUGUGAUUUUUGAACAAACACUAUCAAUAUUGUUUGGUACAUCAUGAGCUCUGUUAAAACAGACCUGAGUUCUGCAUUUAGUCUUUGGUUUUGUUUUCCUGUCAGACCGAGUUUGCCUGUGAAUGAAAAAAAAAAAUACAAGCUUAAUAAAGAAAAUAAGAGACUUCGUGCUCUCGUGAUGGAAUGUGUGGCCAUUUGUUGACCUCACCUACAGUAACACGGACCUGUCCAGAGUUCAGUGUUGUUUUCCUCAGGAGAGGGAACUUCACACUGAUAUGUGAAGCUCCAAGUCCAGCAGCACGAGAGUGUGGAAAGGUUCAAGCCUGAGUAAUAUCCGAACAUAGCGUCCUGAACACGCUUACAGCGCUGAGCUGGGGCGAUUAGAAAUGCAGUCGAGUCUGUUGAACCGAUUUGAAAAAGCCUGUAGAAAUUCCCCACGGCUCCGAGGGAAGAUGCGACUCGUGGACUCCAUGGUAACCUGAACACAAAUAUGUACUGCAGCGUUUGCACAUGAACAGACACACACACACACACACAAGCACGCACAAAGCAACCAUUUAACCUGAGUCAAGGCCAUCUGGAUUUACUUCACUUCCAUAUGUUAAAGCUGCGUCACCAGUGUUGGAGUCUCCAAAAAGGCAGCAUUGUUUAGAGAGACAUGCAUGUCUGCACAACUCCCCAUACAAAUGUCAGGGAAAGGAAAGUUGAUACCGUGCUGUAAGCGCACUAUAUACACACCUUUAAAGGGACAGUUCACCCCAGAAUCAAAGAUGAUUUAGGCUGUAGUGCAAGUAAGAGUAAAAUAUGUAUCUUUGAUUUUGGGGUGAACUGUACUUUUAAACUCUAACCUCUUCAGUGUAUGAAAUGAAAACCAGCCGCGUCAUAUUUUAGCUGGGUUCACAUACAUUUGUGGCCCAACACCAGCUGGUGGGGGAUGAUCCGGUCUGAGAGUGACUAAUCGCAGCUCUUGACCGGGCCACUCUCACACACUCGCUGUCAAAGGCUCCCUCCACAGAAAUGUGACUUUGUUUGUGUUUGGCUCUCUCCGGUUCCUCAGACAGCAGCAAGCG